Molecule: messenger RNA, 514 nt
Organism: Pelodiscus sinensis (Chinese soft-shelled turtle)
Lineage: Eukaryota; Metazoa; Chordata; Testudines; Trionychidae
Source: RefSeq, a predicted model, not a curated record
GCGUCAUUAUGCUUUCCCGAUUUGUUUCUGUUGCGUGUGGGGGCAUUGAUAAGGAGAGUUGCAAUGUCGGGUCGAGGAAAACAGGGCGGCAAAGUGCGGGCUAAGGCAAAGUCUCGUUCUUCUCGUGCUGGUUUGCAGUUCCCGGUGGGCCGCGUUCAUCGGCUUCUGCGGAAAGGUAAUUACGCUGAGCGAGUUGGAGCUGGAGCUCCUGUGUACAUGGCUGCCGUGCUAGAAUAUCUGACUGCUGAAAUUCUGGAGUUGGCUGGUAAUGCUGCUCGAGAUAACAAGAAAACUAGAAUCAUCCCCCGCCACCUGCAGCUGGCUAUUCGUAAUGACGAGGAACUCAACAAGCUGCUGGGGAAAGUCACCAUCGCUCAAGGGGGUGUUCUGCCCAACAUCCAGGCUGUGCUACUGCCCAAGAAAACUGAAAGCCAUAAAGCUAAAAGCAAGUAAAGCCGGUGUAGAAGAAACGAGAAGUCAGAAUUUGCUUAAAAUAACCCAAAGGCUCUUUUCA